Phragmites australis (common reed) is the source of this 2496-nucleotide messenger RNA. RefSeq names its product 9-cis-epoxycarotenoid dioxygenase 1, chloroplastic-like. The transcript has a single exon. NCBI's taxonomy places the organism in Eukaryota, Viridiplantae, Streptophyta, Magnoliopsida, Poales, Poaceae. Gene Ontology annotation, biological process: carotene catabolic process. Gene Ontology annotation, cellular component: chloroplast stroma. The coding region runs from base 130 to 1956 and encodes 608 amino acids. Gene Ontology annotation, molecular function: carotenoid dioxygenase activity. The record is from RefSeq and is a predicted model, not a curated record.
CUGCCCUCCCAAACCAUCCAUCCAGACCAGACCGACAAGCUCAUUGGCUGCUCGCUCCAGCCCCCGCACACACCAAAACCCACCCGAUUCCGCCAAAACCCACGCGAUCCUCGCCAAUUCAGAAACGCGAUGCAAGGUCUCGCCCCGGCCAGCUCUGUUACCAUACACCGGCACCUGCCGGCGCGGUCGGGAGCAAAAACCCACAAUUCGGUGAGGUUCUCGGCACGGGCGGUCGGCUCGGUGCCGCACGCGCCCGCCGACGCGGCGGCGUGCCUGCCGGUGCCGUUCAGGUCCGGCUCCGACGUGACGCGGUCUUUGUCCAAUAAGCCCGCCAGUGGCGUGCCCAGGCCCGCGGCGGUGCUGGCCUCGUCACGGAAGGCGGAGGAGAAGAAGCUCAACUUCUUCCAGCGCGCGGCGGCGAUGGCGCUCGACGCGUUCGAGGAGGGGUUCGUCGCCAAUGUCCUCGAGCGCCCGCACGGGCUGCCGAAGACGGUUGACCCCGCCGUGCAGAUCGCCGGCAACUUCGCGCCCGUCGGGGAGAGGCCGCCAGUUCACGAGCUCCCCGUGUCCGGCCGCAUCCCGCCCUUCAUCAACGGCGUGUACGCGCGCAACGGCGCCAACCCCUGCUUCGAUCCCGUCGCCGGGCACCACCUCUUUGACGGCGACGGCAUGGUGCACGCUCUGCGUAUACGCAACGGCGUCGCCGAGUCUUACGCGUGCCGGUUCACGGAGACGGCGCGGCUCAGCCAGGAGCGGGCGAUCGGGCGCCCGGUCUUCCCCAAAGCCAUUGGCGAGCUGCACGGCCACUCCGGGAUCGCGCGGCUUGCUCUGUUCUACGCGCGCGCCGCCUGCGGCCUCGUCGACCCGUCAGACGGCACCGGCGUCGCCAACGCCGGGCUCGUGUACUUCAACGGACACCUCCUCGCCAUGUCCGAGGACGACCUCCCGUACCACGUGCGCGUCACUGCCGACGGCGACGUCGAGACCGUCGGCCGUUACGACUUCGACGGGCAGCUCGGCUGCGCCAUGAUCGCGCACCCCAAGCUUGACCCCGUCACCGGCGAGCUCCACGCGCUCAGCUACGACGUGAUCAAGAAGCCGUACCUCAAAUACUUCUACUUCAGGCCCGACGGGACCAAGUCGGACGACGUCGAGAUCCCGCUCCACCAGCCGACCAUGAUCCACGACUUCGCCAUCACAGAGAAUUAUGUGGUAGUGCCCGACCACCAGGUGGUGUUCAAGCUCCAGGAGAUGCUCCGCGGCGGCUCGCCCGUCGUGCUCGAUAAGGAGAAGACGUCGCGCUUCGGCGUACUGCCCAAGCAUGCCGCGGACGCAUCGGAGAUGGUGUGGGUGGACGUGCCGGACUGCUUCUGCUUCCACCUCUGGAACGCGUGGGAGGACGAGGAGACUGGCGAGGUGGUGGUGGUCGGCUCCUGCAUGACCCCCGCGGACUCCAUCUUCAACGAGUCCGACGAGCGCCUCGAGAGCGUGCUUACGGAGAUCCGCCUCGACGCCCGGACGGGCCAGUCCACGCGGCGCGCCAUCCUGCCGCCAUCCGAGCAGGUGAACCUGGAGGUGGGCAUGGUGAACCGCAACCUCCUGGGCCGCCAGACGCGGUACGCCUACCUCGCCGUCGCCGAGCCGUGGCCCAAGGUGUCCGGCUUCGCCAAGGUGGACCUCGCCACGGGCGAGCUGAUCAAGUUUGAGUACGGCGAGGGCCGGUUCGGCGGCGAGCCCUGCUUCGUGCCCAUGGACCCCGCGGUCGCCCACCCUCGCGGCGAGGACGACGGGUACGUGCUCACCUUCGUGCACGACGAGCGCGCUGGCACUUCGGAGCUCCUGGUGGUCAAUGCCGCCGACAUGCGCCUGGAGGCCACCAUCCAGCUGCCGUCCCGCGUGCCGUUCGGGUUCCACGGCACCUUCAUCACGGGCAAGGAGCUCGAGGUCCAGACCUGAUCGAGCUCCCUCCCGUUCCCCGCCUCCACGUUUCUUAGAGAGGAGCGCGAGGAACAGAGGAGAAAUGGGGCAUGGAGGGAGGAAGGUACCAGAGGAGGUCCCCGGAGUCUUUCCGUUCCCCACGGUUACAGUUUUUUUUUUUAGGACCCCCCACGGUUACAGUUGGUAGUUGGCUUCCUUUUCAUUUUUAGCUCCGUUCACACUAGUGUAAGUAUAUUUUAGUUGUCAUAGUGGCAGAUUAGAGAGAGAGAUAGCAGAGAGGGGGCCCUGCUCGUAGCUUUCGUGGUUGUUCUUGUUUCUAGAGAGCAACCAUAGCUCAGCUGGGGCCUGCUACUAGUAUAGUAUUUUUUCUUCUCCUUUUUCUUUGGACCAGACAGGGCUAUGCUCCAGCUGCAGUUGUUGUCACUCACUUAGUCACUGUGGAGUGUUUGGGACCUUGGUUACUUGCUUGCCAUUGCCACCCAGUCGCUGCCGCUGCCUAUCUCUCACUGUGUGUACAUCUGUUCAUAGUAUAAUAAAAUGGUGACGAUUCUGCCUUAA